Pseudophryne corroboree (corroboree frog) is the source of this 3275-nucleotide messenger RNA. RefSeq names its product gastrula zinc finger protein XlCGF26.1-like. Gene Ontology annotation, molecular function: RNA polymerase II cis-regulatory region sequence-specific DNA binding; DNA-binding transcription factor activity, RNA polymerase II-specific. NCBI's taxonomy places the organism in Eukaryota, Metazoa, Chordata, Amphibia, Anura, Myobatrachidae. Gene Ontology annotation, cellular component: transcription regulator complex; chromatin; PcG protein complex. Bases 445 to 1974 code for a protein of 509 amino acids. Gene Ontology annotation, biological process: regulation of transcription by RNA polymerase II. The record is from RefSeq and is a predicted model, not a curated record. The transcript is spliced from 7 exons.
CAACAUGGCCGUUAACCCUCUGCUUUCUGAACAGACACUGAGAGCGUCAAGCUCCGCCCUUAGUGCUGAUUGGUGGCAAUGGGAUAACCAAAAACCAAAUCACUGACGUCACCUUAACCGGACAAGACGCCUGCAUACAAACACUAGAGAGGAUAACUGUAUUUAGUACAGCUGUCUUUAGUGCAGGGGGGUCGGCGGCCAUUUUAUUGUGGUUCAGAGCAGGAGGGAAGGGAGUGGGACAAGAAUGGAUGGAACACAGCUCCUCUCCUACAGCUCCCAUCUAUCCCCGGGUAAUUAGAGAGGGGUAUUGCUGUAUGUUCCAGACCUGUCUCCUGUUACAGGGCCUGAGCUCUUUCCUGGGAGAGUAUCGCCUCAGCUGACGUCUCCUCAUGAUCAUUCUCCUCCACAAGAUCCAGAGUACACUCUCCAACAUAUAAAGUGACCAUGGACACAGACAGGGACGAGGUUACUGAGAGGAUAUUAAAUCUCACCCUGGAGAUCAUCUACCUGCUGACUGGGGAGGAUUACAUUGUUGUGAAGAGGUCUGAGAGCAUAAAAUCCAGAAGCUGUUCCCGUUUGCCUGGAAGACUGAACAGGACCCAGAGCCCCAUCCCGGUGCCUCCACCUCACUCACAGAAACAUGAGAGACACAAUGACCAGAAGAUCCUGAAAGUCACCAGCAAGAUCAUUCAGCUGCUGACUGGAGAGGAGUGGGAUUAUUUAGAUGAACACAAGGGUCUGUAUAAGGAGAUGAUGAUGGAGAAUCUCUGGCCCCUCACAUCACUGGAUGGGGCCAGUAACAGGAAUACCCCAGAGAGAUGUCCCCGUCCUCUUUAUUCCCAGGAUGAUAGAGAGGAAAAUACAGAUUAUAAGGCUGGAGACCUCAUUGUUAUUAAAGUUGAAAAUGAGGAAGAAGAGAUGUGUGAUCAGCAGUGUAAAGAGGAGGCAGAAAGCCCUACAUUUAUCAGCACAGAUGGACACCGCAGUAGGAGUGCCUCAGAGGAACCUCUCCCUUUAUCUCCUGACUGUAAAACAGAGGAGGACGAACUCUCGCAGGAUUCCCCAGGAGAAAACCCCUUUCCCCCAAAUGUACAUCCAGUAUCUCACGGUGCAGAUGUAUCAUCGGACAACUCUAAUCCGGAGGAGUGUUUCCCGAAUGACUCAGAUACCGUCACCCACAGCAUACCCCACAGAGCAGAUAAAAUAUUUCCAUGUUACGAGUGUGGGAAGUGUUUUACCCAGAAUGCAAAUCUCAUCAUACACCAGAGAACUCACACUGGCGAGAAGCCGUUUUCCUGCUCCGAGUGCGGGAAAUGUUUUACCAGGAAGUCGAUUCUCGUCGGCCACGAGAAAACGCACAGGGGCGAGAAGCCGUUCCCCUGUUCCGAGUGCGGAAAAUGUUUUACAAAAAAGUCUGACCUGGUUAGACAUCAGCGGAUCCACACUGGCGAGAAGCCGUUUUCCUGCCCUCAAUGUGCCAAGUGCUUCACACAGAAGUCCCACCUGGCAGAGCACCAGAUCAUCCACACCGGCGAGAAGCCCUAUGCCUGCUCCGAGUGCGGGAAAUGUUUUACGCAGAAGUCGCACCUGUUGGACCACCAGAGAGUACACACCGGGGAGAAGCCAUUUUCUUGUUCGGAGUGCGGGAAAUGUUUCACUCUGAAAGCCAUUCUCGUGGAGCACCAGAGAAUUCACACGGGGGAGAAGCCCUUCUGGUGCUCCGAGUGUGGGAAGUAUUUUACGCAGAGAUCGAUUCUCGUUAAGCAUCAGAGGGUCCACUCUGCCGAGAAGAGCAGUAAGGGUUCGGAGGGUGGGAACUUCUUCCCUCAAAAUGUGCACUUACCGGCGUACAUGAAGGAGCAUUACCUGUCAUUCUUCCCCUUCUCAUCGCUCUACGGAAUUCCCAGCGAUGAUACCCCCGGGUUUUUUGGCAUGGGUGACGGUGUAACUAUGGCGUCCGCUAUACUAGAAUAAUGUUGUGUUUAGGAACAAGUAUGCCUGGGACUGGUUCUACAGGUUUUCUGGCCGAUGCAACUAAGCCAAAGUCUGUCCGUCUGCUAAUACCGGCAAAGGCGGAGGGGCGAUAGGCUUUCAGUUGUGGUCGUCGUGUCCAGUUUUCACCUUUUGGGGGGCAGAUAUACUGUAUAAGAUGCAGAAAAAUAACAUUGACAUUCCCUUGGUAUCACUCACCUGAAUUUCCAGACCUGGUUACAAAGACUUGUAAUAGGCUACAACAGUGGUCCCUACACUUUCUUGAAUCAUGGCCCCCUAGAGUUUUCCAAGGUGAAAGGGGGUUGGUUUUAAAUUAUUGCCCCUUUUAAGUUCCCUGAAAUCAUGCAGCUGCCUGCAGCACGCAGGCUGUUAUACACGGUCGAGUCACAUUAUUACAACCACCUCCUACAUAUGACGUCGGCGGCGCGUAGCCCAUGAAGUACGUCACGUGUCGUGCGCUGGCUUGGUGGGUAUAUAAGGUGUGCUAUAGGCCGUCUGCACACAUAUCACUCGUUGCUGUCAUGGGUAAAUGGGGCGACUCAGAGUUGCAGAAAGGGAUGAUUAUCGGCUUUCGGGCCAAGGGUGGCGGUAUCUCUGAUACAGCGCAUUGUGUGACUUGUUCGCGUGCUGCUGUGGUGAAGUUGUAUCGUGACUGGACAGAUGGCACCACUGUGAAUAACUGAUGUGGACACUGCGGAGCACCACGUGACAGUGAUGUGAGAGGUGAACGUCGGCUACGAAGGUGCGUGAGGGCCGACCGAUACGCUACAGUGAAGCAGCUCACCGUCAUAUGAACCAGACGUGUGUCUAAAACGACAGUUCAGCCCGUCUAGGUGCUGUCUCUGCUGCACACGGCGGUUACUCUGGCUAUUAGCUGGUGGUCAUUAUAAUGCGACUUGACUGUAUAUACCCUGUAGUACACAUUUUAGAAUCCUUUUGUUACAUUGUAUGCUCUGCAAUAAGUAUACUCUUACUGAAGUAUUGGGGCAGACGUAUUGAGUCUGGAGACUGGAUAAAGCAGUGAUAAGUGCAAGUUGAAAAAUGCAACAGCCAAUCAGCUCCAAUAUGACAAUUGACAGGAGCUGAUUGGCUGGUGCGUUAUCACCUUGCAUUUAUCACCGCUUUAUCACUUCUUUAGACCUUCUCCAGGCGUAAUACAUCUGCCCCAUUGUUUGUAAGAACGUCUUCUAUUAUGGAGGCAUCAGUAGAGCUAGACCCACAUUUCUGUAAUACGGGACCUGCAAUAUUUGCCAUGCGUAAGUCUAUUGAGUAAAGACACUGUA